AUGGUACUUCUCGUUACCUCAGAUAAUGAGCAGUUUGUCGUCGACAAGGAGGUCGCUGAGCGCAGCGUCCUCAUCAAGAACAUGCUCGAGGAUGUUGGAGAGAGCGAUCAGCCGAUUCCCUUGCCUAACGUCUCGUCGAGUGUCUUGAAGAAGGUUCUCGAAUACUGCGAGCACCAUCGGGGCGAGCCGCUGCCCGCAGCGGACGCGGAGCAGAACCAGGACGAGACCCGCAAGCGGACGACGGACAUCAGCGAGUGGGACCAGAAGUUCAUCACCGUCGAUCAGGAGAUGCUCUUUGAGAUCAUCCUCGCUGCGAACUACCUAGAUAUAAAGCCGCUCCUCGACGUUGGCUGCAAGACGGUCGCGAACAUGAUCAAGGGCAAGACGCCUGAGGAGAUCCGCAAGCUGUUCAACAUCGUCAACGAUUUCACGCCCGAGGAGGAGGCCCAGAUCAAGAAGGAAAACGAAUGGGCGGAGGAUCGCUAG
Dichomitus squalens LYAD-421 SS1 is the source of this 486-nucleotide messenger RNA. RefSeq names its product S-phase kinase-associated protein 1A-like protein. The record is from RefSeq and is a predicted model, not a curated record. Gene Ontology annotation, cellular component: nucleus; cytoplasm. Gene Ontology annotation, biological process: SCF-dependent proteasomal ubiquitin-dependent protein catabolic process; mitotic cell cycle. Lineage: Eukaryota; Fungi; Basidiomycota; Agaricomycetes; Polyporales; Polyporaceae. The transcript is spliced from 6 exons. The coding region runs from base 1 to 486 and encodes 161 amino acids. Gene Ontology annotation, molecular function: cullin family protein binding.